AAGCCAAGCUUAGCCAUAGCCACAGACCAGUAAGAUCGAUCAGUAGCAAUGGCGCCCUCCAAGCUCGCCCUCUUCCUCGCCCUGAACCUGGUCCUCCUUGCGGCCGCCCAGGGCUGCGGACCCUACUGCCCACCAGUCGUCCCUACCCCGCCCAUCCUCCCACCGCCCGUGCCGUCGACCGGCUGGGGCAGCUGCUCGAUCAACACGCUGAAGCUGGGCGUGUGCGCCAACGUGCUGAACCUGCUGAAGCUCAAGAUCGGCGUGCCAGCGAACGAGGAGUGCUGCCCGCUUCUGGGCGGGCUCGCCGACCUCGACGCUGCCGUAUGCCUCUGCAUCGCCAUCAGGGCCAACAUUCUCGGCAUCAAACUCAACAUGCCCAUCGACCUGACCCUCCUCCUCAACCAGUGCGGCAAGAAGUGCCCCUCCGACUUCACCUGCCCCAUCUGAUCCAUCCAACACCAUCGAUGAAUAUUAUACAUGCAUUUUUUUAUUCGUAACUAGUUUGCAUUUCAUACGUACGCACCAUACGUAUAUUUUCUAUGUUCCAGUUCCGGUACUAUAUGUUAGGUGUUUGCAUGGGCUCCCUCGCUCGUGCAUGCAUGCUUGAUAAGUUUGUGAUUGAUCACAUGAUCAGUGUAUCUCGUUAUGGUAUCUAAAUGCAUGAUUCAUGUAUUUGUAAAAGGAUUGUAUGUGUAUGAGGAAUAAAAGGUUUGUCCAAAUUGUGUUAA
Molecule: messenger RNA, 728 nt
Organism: Triticum dicoccoides
Lineage: Eukaryota; Viridiplantae; Streptophyta; Magnoliopsida; Poales; Poaceae
Product: cortical cell-delineating protein-like
Exons: 1
Coding region: 49-447 (132 amino acids)
Source: RefSeq, a predicted model, not a curated record